ACGGCGGCGGUCGUGUCAGACAAUCCUCCAUGAAGAUGACGAUCAAAUCAAUCCAAUCCAAUCCAAUCAUCCCUCCAUUUCUCUAAUUUUUUUGGUUAUUGAAUUCUGAGGUUAAGCAGCUGCUUCUUCAUGAUUCAAUAAUGGCCUUCCACUUCCAGAAAAGCAGCUGCACACUUCUGUCAGUUCAAUCUCGCCCUCAUCCUUCAACCACUCCAUUAAUGGCAGUUUCAAGCGCCUGCAGGAUUCGUCACUCGUUUCCUUCAAUUAAUGCUCCCAAUUUCGGGAAUUUUCGGUCAGUCAACAGUGCUCAACUACUGAUCGAUUUUUAUUUUUUAUUUUCCACCCAAAUGUCCAAAUCCAGCAGCGUAAUUUUCAAACCUACCUUUACCCACCGUUUCUUCCUGCCUCCCGCGCGUUUCGUUGGUGGUUGCUUCCUGCUGCCAACCAUCUCAUCGUUCCAGUACACUACAUGUGCCAAUUAGGGCACAGAAAUUCGGGGAAAACGAAACAAACAAAGUUGGGGGAGGAUUGACGAAGAAGCCAAUUAAUGCGAGCAUUCAACAACCCCUCAUCGUAGCCUCCAAGGUCGUUGCAGAUUGACUCAUCAAACGCCACACAAGAUGGUUCGUCCUCACACAAUAAGAACAUAGAACUAUGUUCCCAAGGAAGGCGUUGAGUAAUGGAGCUAGUAAUGGCGACGAGGAUGAAGAAGAGGGCGUUGUGUUGGCUGCUUUGCAGAAGUCUCCGACCUAUGACAGGGCGGGGAUGGCGCUUUUCAGGAAUGGUGCCGGGGAGCUUUCGUUGGUUGAUGUUCGGAGGAUCAAUGGGAUAGAACAGAAGCAGGUCUUGGAUAAGUUGGUUGGUUUGAUUAACGAGGAUAUUGAGGGGUUCUUCGGCAGAGUUAGGGAGAGGUUUGAUGCUGUUGGCUUGGAAUUUCCGAAAGUCGAGGUUCGAUUCGAGGAUCUUAAGGUGGAUGCACUAGUCCAUGUUGGGAGCAGAGCUUUGCCGACCAUUCCCAAUUUUAUUUUCGACAUGACUGAGGCUUUCUUGAGGCAGCUUGGGAUUUUCUCUGGAGGGAAAAAGAAUUUUUCUAUCCUGAAGAACAUAAACGGCAUUAUCCGCCCUUCGAGGCUGACCCUGCUUCUGGGUCCUCCUAGCUCUGGAAAGACGACGUUUCUUUUGGCACUUGCAGGUCGACUUGCAUCCAGUUUAAAGAUGUCAGGGAAAAUUACGUAUAAUGGUCAUAAUCUUGAGGAGUUCACUCCUCAGAGGACUUCAGCAUAUGCCAGCCAGCAGGAUUGGCACAUUGCUGAGAUGACGGUGAGGGAGGUUCUUGAGUUUUCGGGGCGUUGCCAAGGAGCUGGAUUCAAGAAUGACAUGCUCAUGGAACUUCUUAAAAGGGAGAAAGCUGCUGGAAUAAAACCAGAUCAUGACCUGGAUAUCUUUAUCAAGGCAGUAGUGUUGGGGCAGCAGACAAGUUUUCUUGUGGAGUAUAUCAUGAAGAUUUUAGGGUUGGAUAUAUGUGCUGAUACCUUGGUAGGAGAUGAAAUGCUAAAAGGUAUAUCUGGUGGCCAAAAGAAGCGACUCACUACUGCUGAACUGCUUAUGGGUGCUUCUAGGGUGCUUUUCUUGGAUGAGAUAUCAACUGGAUUGGAUAGCUCGACAACACAUCAAAUUAUCAAAUAUCUCCGGCACGCAACUCAUGCUCUUGAUUGUACAACACUUGUAUCUCUCUUGCAGCCUGACCCUGAGACAUAUGAGAUGUUUGAUGAUGUGAUUCUUUUCAGUGAGGGGAAAAUUGUGUAUCAGGGGCCUCGUGAAGCAGCUGUAGAUUUUUUUGCGUUCAUGGGUUUCAGGUGUCCAUCUAGAAAAAAUGUUGCCGAUUUUCUGCAGGAGGUAAUAUCGGAGAAGGAUCAAGAGCAGUAUUGGUUUCUCAAUAGUCAAUAUGAAUAUGUGCCCGUGGCAAAAUUUGUGGAAGGUUUUCAGACCUUUCAAGUUGGCAAUUCAUUGGCACAGGAGUUGUCCAUCCCAUUCGAUAAAUGCUGUAAUCAUCCGGCUGCCCUCACAUCCAAGACUUACGGUAUAUCCAGGGCUGAGCUUCUAAGUGUUAGUUUCUUGUGGCAAAUGCUGCUAAUGAAGCGGAAUGGUCCUGUCUUUAUUUUCAAGUUCAUCCAGCUGCUCCUGAUUAUAUUGAUUAUGAUGAGUGUGUUCUUCCGGACAACAAUGCACCGUAAUUCACUUGAUGAUGGAGGCGUGUACCUUGGUGCUCUUUACUUUGCUAUUGUCAUGAUUCUUUUUAAUGGAUUUAUGGAGGUGCCGAUGUUGAUAGCUAAGCUACCUGUUAUUUACAAGCACCGAGAUUUACGUUUCUACCCCUGCUGGGCGUACACUCUUCCCUCUUGGCUCUUGAGUAUUCCUCUCUCACUUAUAGAAUCCUUUUUAUGGGUAGCUGUUACUUAUUAUGCCAUUGGCUUUGAUCCUCAAAUCACUAGAUGCCUGCUACAGUUCUUCCUAUACUUUGCUUUACACCAGAUGUCAAUAGGGCUUUUCCGGGUGAUGGCAUCAUUAGGACGAAACAUGGUAGUUGCCAACACGUUUGGAUCCUUCGCAAUGCUGGUUGUCAUGGUCCUUGGAGGAUUUAUUCUUUCUAGAGAUAGCAUUCCAGUUUGGUGGAUUUGGGGUUAUUGGUUUUCCCCCAUGAUGUAUGCUCAGAGCGCUGCUUCUGUAAAUGAAUUUCUCGGCCAUUCUUGGGAUAAGAAAGCUGGAGACGGCACUACUGUGUCUUUGGGAGAAAUGUUGCUGAAGGUUCGCAAUCUAUUUCCAGAGGGCUAUUGGUAUUGGAUUGGUGUAGGAGCAUUAUUUGGAUAUAUGCUAUUAUUCAACGCCCUAUUCACUUUGUUUCUGACGUACCUAAAUCCAUUGGGGAGUCAACAGGUUGUUAUUCCCGGGGAGGAUAAUCAUCGCAUGAAAAACAAGCGGCAAAGGAGUGAAUCUGCCAUUAUUUCUUUUGGAGAGUUUUUGCAACACUCUCACUCCUUCACUGGCUUCCAGAAGAAAUCAGGAUCAUCUGUCAUUUCUUUUGGAGAGUUUUUGCAACACUCACACUCAUUCACCGGAAACAGCAUCACGAAACAUAAAGGAAUGGUGCUUCCAUUCCAACCUCUUUCAAUGUCCUUUCGAGAUAUCAGCUAUGUUGUCGACAUCCCCAUUGAAUUGAAAGGGCAGGGCAUUCAAGUUGAUCGGCUACAGCUACUGGCUAAUAUAACUGGAGCAUUCCGUCCCGGUGUGCUUACAGCAUUAAUUGGUGUCAGUGGCGCCGGUAAAACCACUCUCAUGGAUGUUUUGGCUGGAAGAAAAACAGGUGGACAUAUUGAAGGCAGUAUCUACAUUUCCGGAUAUCCCAAGAAUCAAGAAACAUUCGCAAGGAUUUCGGGCUACUGCGAACAGAAUGAUGUCCAUUCUCCUUGCCUAACUGUGCACGAGUCACUCCUUUUUUCCUCUUGGCUCCGACUCUCUUCUCAGUGUGAUUUUGCGACGCAAAGAGCAUUUGUGGACGAGGUUAUGGAACUAGUCGAGCUAACUCCACUGUCCAGACUGUUGGUCGGGGUUCCAGGGGUGAAUGGCUUGUCCGUUGAGCAAAGGAAAAGACUGACAAUUGCAGUCGAGCUCGUUGCCAAUCCUUCUAUUGUGUUCAUGGAUGAACCAACCUCGGGACUCGAUGCCAGGGCCGCUGCAAUCGUCAUGAGAGCUGUGAGGAACAUCGUUGACACUGGUCGGACAAUCGUUUGCACCAUCCACCAGCCAAGCAUCGACAUCUUUGAAUCUUUCGAUGAGCUGCUACUAAUGAAACGAGGUGGACAGCUCAUUUAUGCAGGUCCGCUGGGGACCAAAUCUGUCAAACUUAUUCAGUAUUUUGAGGCUAUUCCAGGAGUUCAAAGAAUAAGGCCGGGAUAUAACCCUGCAGCGUGGAUUCUUGAAGUUACUUCUUCUGCAGAGGAAAAUCGUCUCGGUGUGGACUUCGCAGAAAUUUAUCGCCAAUCUGAUCUUUUUCGGGAAAAUAACGAUCUCGUUGAGAGAUUAAGCAAACAAGAAAAGGAUUCAAAUGAGUUGAGCUUUCCGAGCAGAUAUUCGCUGUCAUUUUUUGGGCAGUUUCUCGCGUGCCUUUGGAAGCAAAACUUGUCGUACUGGCGUAAUCCACAAUAUACUGCCGUUCGAUUCUUCUACACGGUUAUCAUCUCGCUUAUGUUUGGAACAAUAUGCUGGAAAUUUGGUGCCAAAAGGGAAUCACAGCAGGACAUAUUCAACGCCAUGGGGUCGAUGUACGCAGCUGUAUUAUUCAUUGGAAUCACAAACGCGACAUCGGUUCAGCCUGUGGUUUACGUCGAACGAUUUGUCUCGUUCAGGGAGAGAGCUGCAGGAAUGUACUCCGCAUUACCAUUCGCCUUCGCCCAGGUUGCAGUUGAAUUCCCGUAUGUCCUCGUGCAGUCGCUCAUCUACAGCACCAUCUUCUACAGCAUGGCAUCAUUCGAGUGGAACGUUUGGAAGUUCCUUUGGUACGUCUAUUUCAUGUACUUCACGUUGCUUUACUUCACCUUCUUCGGAAUGAUGACGACCUCCGUCACCCCCAACCACAACGUCGCUGCUAUAGUCGCGGCCCCUUUCUACAUGAUGUGGAAUCUCUUCAGCGGCUUCAUGAUCUCCCACAUGAGGAUUCCGAUAUGGUGGAGAUGGUACUAUUGGGCGAACCCGAUAGCGUGGAGUCUAUAUGGGCUUCUAACAUCCCAAUACGGGGAUGUAACCGACACGGUGAAGCUCGCCGAUGGAGUUGAGGAAGUGAGAAUAAAACAGCUGCUGAAGGAUCAGUUCGGGUUCAGACACGACUUCCUCGGAGUCGCCGGAAUCGUCGUCGUCGGCUUCUGUGUGCUGUUUGGAGUAACGUUUGCAUUUGCCAUCAGGUUCUUCAACUUCCAGAGGAGAUAAAAAUGAAUCAAAAUCAUUCUUGGUUUUUUCUUGUCUUAAUUUUUUGCAUUUGUAUUGAUUAUAUAUAUAUAUAUAUAUUCAGCAUGGACGUGAGGUUGAUUUUUUUUUUUUUUUUUGUAUUACUAUUAUUUUGUGAGGAGGGAAUUAUUUGUAAGAAGGAAUAUAUAUAUACUGUCGAAGCAUUGGACUACAGUAAAGAUGGGAAUGUGUAAUUAGCGUUUGUUC
Molecule: messenger RNA, 5205 nt
Organism: Andrographis paniculata
Lineage: Eukaryota; Viridiplantae; Streptophyta; Magnoliopsida; Lamiales; Acanthaceae
Product: ABC transporter G family member 32-like
Exons: 25
Coding region: 655-4980 (1441 amino acids)
Cellular component (GO): membrane
Molecular function (GO): ATP hydrolysis activity; ATP binding; ABC-type transporter activity
Source: RefSeq, a predicted model, not a curated record